Molecule: messenger RNA, 3333 nt
Organism: Rhinichthys klamathensis goyatoka
Lineage: Eukaryota; Metazoa; Chordata; Actinopteri; Cypriniformes; Leuciscidae
Gene: nr3c1
Product: nuclear receptor subfamily 3, group C, member 1 (glucocorticoid receptor)
Exons: 9
Coding region: 336-2570 (744 amino acids)
Biological process (GO): regulation of DNA-templated transcription; nuclear receptor-mediated glucocorticoid signaling pathway
Cellular component (GO): nucleus
Molecular function (GO): zinc ion binding; DNA-binding transcription factor activity; sequence-specific DNA binding
Source: RefSeq, a predicted model, not a curated record
CAGUGUCGCCACGGACCUCCACUGUAAUCUCCAUUUUGAAUGUUUUUAUGGUUUAGGGUUUUAUGUGGCACGCCUCUUUUCUCAUGGCCGAAAAUGAGAAAAUUGCCUGGAUUACCCAGAUGGGGUUAUGAAUUCGGACUAAAACGCUGGACGAUAUCCGACCCGCGACCUUUUUCUCGCAGUUUGCGAUUUGUCUUGCUCUUCUAAAACGACCUCAGACUGCGGUGAAGGCUCAUGUUGUUGCUAAUCGCUUUCAGCAGAAACCUCUACACUAAAACAAUGUCAGAUGAUGCAACAAAUCAAAACAGGAACGUAAAUAUCAAAAGUAAUGCAAGAUGGAUCAAGGAGGACUGAAGAACGGCGCCAAGAGAGAUGGGCGUUUGAAUACGUUGGAUUACAGCAACAGCCCAGUUGAGGGAAUUUUACGAAGCGGGAUACAAAGCGCCAUGUCUGUCGCUCCCACGUCCAUGGUUCCUCAACCCAGUCCACUGAUGCAGCCAGUUUCCGCGGACCUUCCCAAUGGCCUGAGCAAUUCACCCACUCUAGAGGAGCACACCACUUCCACUCUUGGCUUCUUCAUGGAAGAUUCAGAACUCAAAGCGGUCGGGAAGGAGCAGAGGGCUCAACAACAACAGGCCCUGUGCUCUUUCACUUUGGGGGACAGCUUCUCAGGUCUGGAGGCCAGCAUUGCAGACCUCAAUAGCUCCUCCCCUUCAAUGGACUCCAUGAUCGGUGGAGUCGACCCCAAUCUCUUUCCUUUAAAAACAGAGCAAUUUUCUCCCAUGGAUAAAUGCGAUAUGGAUCUUGACCAAGAUUCCUUUGGUCCAAUGGGGAAAGAUGUUGAUGUUGGCAAUCAUAAGCUAUUUAGUGACAACACUCUGGACCUCCUGCAGGACUUUGAGUUGGACGGAUCGCCUUCUGAUUUCUAUGUGGCAGAUGACGCGUUUCUCUCCACCAUAGGUGAAGAUGCUCUGCUCGGAGACUUGUCGACAAAUACAGAGAGGGACUCAAAGGCCACGAUCUCGGUAAACAGCACGCUCAACGGCAUGAGCACUUCCAGCACCACCACUACCAGCCUGGCCACUGUGAAAGUGGAGAAGGACUCUAUAAUCCAGCUGUGUACUCCAGGGGUCAUCAAAAAGGAGAACGUCGGUGGGACUAACUACUGUCAGAUUGGUCUCCACAGCACACCUAUUAACAUUUGUGGUGUCACCACUUCAAGUGGACAGAGCUUUCUCUUUGGGGCCGGCCCGUCCACAGCUGCUGUCAGUCAGCAGAAAGAUCAGAAGCCUAUCUUUAACGUGUACACCCCUCUGAGCUCUUCAGAAGACAGUUGGAGCAGGGGCCAGGGCUUUGGGAAUGCAAGCGGAAUGCAACAGAGGGCCAGCGAAUGCUUUUCCAAAAACUACACAAGCCCCUAUGCCAGACCUGAAGACAGCACUGCCACACCCUCGGCUGUUGGAAAGUCCGGCACUGGCAUACACAAGAUCUGUCUGGUGUGCUCGGAUGAAGCUUCGGGCUGCCAUUAUGGAGUCCUCACCUGUGGAAGCUGUAAAGUCUUCUUUAAGAGAGCAGUUGAAGGGCAACACAAUUACCUGUGCGCUGGACGGAACGAUUGCAUCAUUGACAAAAUCCGCCGGAAGAACUGCCCUGCCUGUCGUUUCCGCAAAUGCCUCAUGGCAGGCAUGAACCUAGAGGCCCGUAAAACCAAGAAGGGGCGUCAAACAGGCAAGGUAAUCCAGCAGCCGACGAUUCCAGAGCGCAAUCUUUCCCCACUGCCCGAGGCCCGGGCACUGGUACCCAAACCCAUGCCUCAGCUGGUGCCCACCAUGCUGUCACUACUAAAGGCCAUUGAGCCGGAAACCAUCUAUGCCGGAUACGACAGCACCAUACCUGACACGUCCACCCGCCUCAUGACCACUCUGAACAGGCUGGGCGGCCGGCAAGUCAUCUCUGCGGUCAAAUGGGCCAAAGCUCUGCCAGGCUUCCGGAACCUUCACCUGGACGAUCAGAUGACCCUCCUGCAAAGUUCCUGGCUGUUCCUCAUGUCUUUUGGACUAGGUUGGAGAUCAUACCAGCAGUGUAAUGGAAACAUGCUGUGUUUCGCACCGGACCUAGUGAUCAAUGAAGAGAGGAUGAAGUUGCCCUACAUGAAUGAUCAGUGUGAACAGAUGCUGAAGAUCUCCAAUGAGUUUGUGAGACUGCAAGUGUCCAAUGAGGAGUACCUGUGCAUGAAAGUCCUUCUGCUCCUGAGCACAGUACCGAAGGAUGGUUUGAAGAGCCAGACAGUGUUUGAUGAGCUACGAAUGUCUUACAUUAAAGAACUGGGCAAGGCCAUUGUGAAGAGAGAGGAGAACUCCAGCCAGAACUGGCAGCGAUUCUAUCAGCUCACUAAGCUACUGGACUCAAUGCACGAUAUGGUGGGUGGACUCCUGAACUUCUGUUUCUUCACGUUUGUGAAUAAAUCCCUCAGCGUGGAGUUUCCCGAAAUGCUUGCGGAGAUCAUCAGCAAUCAGUUACCAAAAUUCAAAGCCGGGAGUGUCAAGGCGCUGCUCUUUCACCAGAAGUGAAUCUCCUCCCAGCAGCAGGACACAAUGCCUUAAACAUCCACCCCAUCCCCACUCCCACUCCACCCGAGACAGCAGAGGGAGGCAGAGCAGAGCGAGACGGAGGCGCAGGGAGGGUGAGGGGCAGGACAGUAUGCAACCCAGCACAGAACUCCACGAUUGACCAGAAUACAGUGGAAGAGGAAGAGACGGGUAAUUAGAGAGGUUCUAAAAAGCUAACAAAUGGCUGAACUGUUGAAAUUACGUAACUGUGAAUCUCACAGAUAGGCUAUCACAUACAUGUCGUCUCAGGUGUUUGACUCCCAGCAUCAACUAUCAGUAGAAGAAAUCGAAUUGUCUAAGAUCACUUACUAUGUAGAGUUCCUCACAUCUUUUAUUUUUGGAGCAGAUGCAGCACCCCAGCACUUACAGUCCAGUAUGCGCAGAUUAUAUAGUUUCUUUUACGUCAGAUUAUCUUCAGAUAUCAUACUUUAUAACUUCGGAUGAUAACAGUUUCAAAUAAUCAUUUCAAAUAAUAUGUACAGAGAUAAUGGCUUCAGCUUGGUUUGAAAGAAUGAAAUGCGUUUUGUAUAACAACAACAUAUCUUCAGUCACUGUUUUAAAACAAGUCAUGUCGUUAACAGAAUUACAUAUAUACAGAAAAAGGGAAAAUAUGUGCCUUUUUUUUUUAGCUUGUUUCCUUUUUAGCCGUUCUCUUGACUCGUCCGCACCAGACAUCUGGCACCCAUUGUGUUAGGACUUCUUCAUAGUUGAUUGUACUUUUAUA